Messenger RNA from Nilaparvata lugens (brown planthopper), 742 nucleotides. RefSeq names its product odorant receptor 56a-like. Gene Ontology annotation, cellular component: plasma membrane. The transcript is spliced from 5 exons. Gene Ontology annotation, biological process: detection of chemical stimulus involved in sensory perception of smell; sensory perception of smell. NCBI's taxonomy places the organism in Eukaryota, Metazoa, Arthropoda, Insecta, Hemiptera, Delphacidae. Gene Ontology annotation, molecular function: odorant binding; olfactory receptor activity. The record is from RefSeq and is a predicted model, not a curated record. The coding region runs from base 135 to 722 and encodes 195 amino acids.
ACAACUCUUCACUCACCCUGUAUUUCACUGUAACAAUUGUACAGAUUAUUUGCAGUGGUACAACUAUUGUACUACUGUUCUGUAUUUUUAAUGCCGGUUUUAUAGCUGUGAAAAGUUUGGUGUUUGAAAUUGAAAUGACCGGGAAGUGUAUGCGUGUAAUAAAUGAGAGGAUUGAAGAGUAUGUGAUGAUGAGGCAGAAUAGGUUGGAGUUUGAGAAUGUUUUGAAUGAGGUUGAGGAGAUGAGUUUGAAAGGAGAGAGCGCUUUGAAGAGGAGUUUGAAGUAUUUGAUAAUGCAGCAUCAGUCGAUUUGCAAUGACUUGAAGAUUGUGGACAAAGGACUACAAAAUUUUGUAUUGGCUUGCAACAACAGUUUCGGAAUUCAAAUCUGCAUGUCUAUCUAUUGUACAAGAGAGAUGGACGGUUUCUUCAUGAAACUGGAGUACUCACUUCUGUUAAUUUGGAUUGUAUGGAUAAUGGAGAUGUACAGUGCUCUGGGACAACAAGUCACUGAUCAGGGUGAAAAUCUGCGACUAUCUUUGAGCAGUUGUAACUGGCUGGAGAGUCCUCAGUGGUGUCAGAAAUCUCUUCUCAUCAUGAUGACUAAAGCCACUAAGACCAUGGAAAUCAAGCCUUAUGGACUUAGUGCAUUGAACUUACGAAGUUUCACUCAUGUUAUAAAUGCAGCUUACUCAUACUUCAACCUCCUUCAAAACCUCAAGUGAAUUUCUUGCUCUAUUUUCAA